GCAGCAACCCCAGCUCAGCUUCGUCACUCGCCUCUGCACUCGCACCAGCACUCGACCUAGUGGCGGCAGAGUUCUUUCUCGGCAUUGUUUUUGUUAGUGUUGUUGUCCAUUGCCAAAGAAAAUACAAACUCGAACGUGAUCGGAGAUCUCUUGCGCAGAAUCUUGCGCCGUCACAGCCGCAGCCGCAGCCUCAGCUCGGUGUGUCACUGCCAACGUCAGAGCCAGUGAAGGCUUUGAUAACCAUUAAACGAAACAUUGUGUACUCUAAUCGCGACUUGCCAACAAGUUCUAAUACGUGUUAUUAUUGCCAAUCUUGGUGUUUUUUUUGGUUGGCCGAGUGCUGUGCAUCGAGCAAAAUGCAAUUACAAAAAUAAUAUUUAAAAUCGCUUAACAAAGAAAAAAGUACCAUUAACACGAUCGGCAUGGACAUGGACAUGAACGUGGACCUGGGUGCCCCCGCAUCCCAGUCGAUAUACCCGCAUUCGGCAACAAUGUUUGCCGCCAUCAGUGCCUGCGUCUUCACGACCAUCGGCGUGCUAGGAAACCUAAUCACUCUGCUGGCUCUGCUCAAGAGCCCGACGAUACGGGAGCAUGCGACGACAGCUUUUGUCAUAUCCCUGAGCAUAUCAGACCUGCUAUUCUGCUCCUUCAGCAUGCCCCUGACAGCAGUUCGGUUCUUCCAGGAGAGCUGGACCUUCGGCACCACCUUGUGCAAGAUAUUCCCUGUCAUCUUCUACGGCAACGUGGCCGUCUCACUUCUCAGCAUGGUGGGAAUCACCCUCAAUAGGUACAUACUCAUCGCUUGCCAUAGCCGAUACUCCCAGAUCUACAAGCCUAGGCUCAUAACGCUGCAGUUGGUUUUUGUCUGGGCCGUGUCUUUUCUGCUUCUGCUGCCACCCAUUCUGGGGAUCUGGGGGGAAAUGGGACUGGACGAGGCGACGUUCUCCUGCACAAUACUCAAGAAGGAGGGCAAGUCGAUCAAGAAGACGCUCUUCCUUAUUGGUUUCCUGCUGCCCUGCCUGGUCAUCAUAAUCUCCUACUCCUGCAUUUACAUUACUGUGCUGCACCAGAAGAGGAAAAUCCGGAGCCACGACAACUUCCAGAUUGGCGCCAAAGCGGCGGGCAAGGGGGAGUCUGGGGGCUCGUACGUGACGACAACGUGCACGAGAAAGGUGCGCGAGGACAACCGACUCACUGUAAUGAUGGUGACAAUCUUCCUGUGCUUCCUCAUCUGCUUUCUGCCACUGAUGCUGGCCAAUGUGGUGGACGAUGAGCGGAAAACCUCCUAUCCCUGGCUGCACAUAAUAGCCUCAGUCAUGGCCUGGGCCUCCAGCGUCAUCAAUCCGAUCAUUUACGCGGCUAGCAAUCGCAACUACAGAGUGGCCUACUACAAGAUAUUUGCGCUUCUCAAGUUCUGGGGCGAGCCCCUGUCGCCGAUGCCAAGCAGGAACUAUCACCAAAGCAAAAACUCAAAGGAACUCUCGGGCGUCAUCCGCAGCACUCCGCUCUUUCACGCUGUUCAAAAGAACAGUACUAACCAAAUGUGCCAAACAUAUUCAGUAUGAUUGAGUCGAUGUCGAGCCUCUUCCUUUGCAUUAGAGCUGUUCAUCAUACCAAUUACCUACCAAUUACUUCCUAAUUUAUGUAUGUACAUAUACGUGUAUUGAACCGCGUAUGAAAUCGGAAGCAACCGAAAUAAAUAUAACUUUAGAUCAAUUUAGAA
Messenger RNA from Drosophila persimilis, 1723 nucleotides. It is a transcript of the gene Tre1, whose product is annotated as protein trapped in endoderm-1. The record is from RefSeq and is a predicted model, not a curated record. Gene Ontology annotation, cellular component: membrane. Gene Ontology annotation, molecular function: G protein-coupled receptor activity. Gene Ontology annotation, biological process: G protein-coupled receptor signaling pathway. NCBI's taxonomy places the organism in Eukaryota, Metazoa, Arthropoda, Insecta, Diptera, Drosophilidae. The transcript is spliced from 7 exons. The coding region runs from base 423 to 1565 and encodes 380 amino acids.